GAAUUUCAAUCUAACAAUAAGUUUAAAUUAUCGUUGAAAAACUGCUCCUUACUUGUUUUUCUUAUUCCGAACGUUUACAGCUAUAAAUUUUGUUUUAUCAGCACUUAUUUUUAAUUUUUGCUUACCACCGAAUUACAUAUAGAUUCUUUAUCGUUAUUAAAAUAUAUUGUCUUUAUCAGGAUAAUCAAUUACAAAUUACCAUUUUCCCUCUCAGGUUUUUUAUUAUUUGCAAUCUAUAUUAAUGAUACAAUAUAUUAUAUUAAUAUAGAAAAAUUAAUUUUCGUUGGAAAUGUAUGCAAGUAACAUCCGUAUGGCUCUUAGGCCUUUCUUAUUUGUAUUUAAUACUUAAUAUUAUUACAGAGCCUUGAUAUAUUUCUUAGUGUAUAUAUUAUCUAUUAUUUUCUAUAGAAAGUAAAUAAUGGAUAUUACACAGCAUAUAGUAUUUUAUAUGUCAGUCUUCGAUCCAGAAGUAAAAUUUCUACUGUCAAAGUAUAAGUUCUGAGAAAUAUUAAUAGAUUUUAUUGGGGUGUUUUUACUAGAUUAUAUCCCGAUGCGUCAAGUUGCAUUGAUUAAAUUCUAUAAAAGAUGUAAGAGAAUACAGACAUGUAUAUAAUGUGGAAAUAAGAAUCGAAAUUAUUGAAAUUGUAAGGUAAAAAGUAAACGUUAAUAAUCAAAAUCGUCGACUUUUCAUGUUAAUAUCGUGCUUAUCGUGAUCGACAUGAAGAUUGAGCGUUUAAGUAUUUGUACAGAAUUUAUAUGAAAUAUCUCAUAAAUUAUUCAAUUUACAAUGACCUCAGCUCUCUUAUAUACAGGACAAUGAAAUGAGAUUUAUUUUUCAUAAAAAGAUUAUUAGUUUCAUCGAAAGAGAACCAAAGAGAAUGUAUUUUGUCGAGAAAAUUAAAUUAAAGCAAAAUAAAAUUGAUACAAAAUAUUUUCAGUUGCUAUUUUUUUUUAUUAAAAAAAUAUAAUUUAUAAUAGUUUCAGUUUCUAAAAUUACAUCAUUUAAUGUAAUCAUGAUGCAAUAUAGCAGCACAUAUAUGAUCCACUUAGGUUUAUAAUUAGAUGAAGAGAGGAAUCAAUAAUAAAAAGAUGCGACAUAAAUUUAAGAGACAACUCAAAUUAGAAAUACUGCGAAUUAUGCAUGAAUAACUUUCUUCUGCUUUUACAUAUUAGCAUUAAAAUUGUAAUUAUCGUGUGUACACACACACACGCACACACACGCACGCGCACACACACACACAAACACACACACACACACACACAUAUACGCCUGUAUGAGAGUUAUUGAAAAAUCUAUAUGACGUAAUGAAAUAUGUAUUCAAGUAAGGUAUAAAAUAUAAAACAGUUAAAAUUAGCGAAGAGUUGCAGAGAGCUUCUAGAAUUGCGCAGCAAUAAUUUGUGUGAAAAUGACUCAUUUUUCUUAGGUUUUUUUCGCCGAUAUAUAUAUUACAAUUCCAGUUAAAACAUUCGAGCUUAGAGAAAGUAUACAGAGAUAUAGAGGUAUAUAGAAUUUAGACAUUCCUAAACUCGUUUUAUAUAUCGCAAAUGUCUUGUUGUUAUGGUUCUUAUAUAUUCUUCCUUCGAUCGAUUGUAAAACGAGAUCAUAAAUUUCGUAUUAGCUUCUUGCGUUAAAUGCCUUCACACGUUCUUAUUCCUUGUGUAAUGCGCCAAAGGAAUAUCGCUGCAGCUGUCACUAUACUGACAGAUCCCACGAAAAUAUAAGUGCGCAUUAACAAUUUUAUUACGAAAGAGCAUCCAUCUAUUCUGCAAACUACUACACGCGAAUUGCGUCAGAAGGCGACUAUUUACUAUUUCUAUCUUUAUAUUCAACACCUUCCAACGAUAAACGACGAGAUACGAAAUACGAAGAAAACGGAGCAGAGGAAUUAUUUGAAGAAGAGAAGCAAAUAUAACAAUAAGUAAUAACUUACUUCCUCCUUCUGGAGAAGUUCAUCCGCUAUCAUCAUUUUGCGAUUUCGGCUUGUGUAAUAUUCUUUAUAUCCAAUAAUAUUCCGGUGGUAGCUAUUCCCUCGUUCCUUCAUGCUCAUCCAAGCGUCGUGCAUAAUACAUUUGCAAUGAAGCUGAUUACAAUGAUUCGUGGAUUCGUCGUAUAAACCUUGGAAGGUUCGAGCAACGUCGAUGUGGACAGUGAUUUUACUUGGUUUUAUUCUCAAGUGCCUAUUAAGGAAGUUACGUCGCAUAGAUUCGACGAGAAUCAACACGUGGCAGGUGCACACGCCUCCGUCAUUGGGACGUCGCUUUAUAGCGAAGAAAAUUAAGUUCCACGGAUAGAACCGGAAUCGAACGGGUGGAUAUAAUUAAAUAAGUAUACAUUUGUUGAAACAUUUCAAUUACGAAGAGAUCGAUUGAAAAAACCGUCGAGGGACAGUACACGCGCGACGUUUCUCACUAAUGUAAAAGUUUAGUGAGGCCACAAGAAAGCUGCGUUUUUGCUGAUUCUUCAGAACUUCACGCAUGUCGAAGCGGGGAUGAAUUUAUCUGCCAGAAGCAUGUGAAUGUAAAUGGCCGUGGAAGGAUUGUGUCAGUCCUCGAACUACUUACUAUGGGCAUCUGCCUUGACACUGAUCAGCAACAUGGAUCGCAGGUGUUCGAGGAAAGCGAUGCUCGAGCUACAGGAAGAUGGCGAGGAGAGGCUGGUCUUUUGGCGACUCCACCGGAUGGACAUUUCCCGAAGCAAAACGUUGGUCCAGUUAAAUUCGAAAUACCAAAAGUUCCCGUCAUAUUCGUACUUGGCGGUCCCGGUAGUGGUAAGGUGACAUAUUGCGACAAUUUGAUACAAGAGAAAAAGGGAAUAACGCAUAUCAACAUGAUGGAUCUUCUUCAACAAUAUGCACUAGGGAAUGAUAUGCAAGAUUUCGGACAACUCAGUAGCAAAACCGUCACGGAAGUUCUCAUGCUCGAGAUGAAAAUGUCUCCGGGAGCCAAAGUCUUUCUUGUAAGCGGAUAUCCGCGAAAUAUGCGCGACGUGGUGGAAUAUGCGGAAAAAAUAAAAAUCGUUAACGGCGUCAUUCUCGUGUCGUGGAGACAAGAAGUGUUGGAGAGACAAAUUGAUUUCGGUGCUCAACUCGGUCACGUUAUCAUAGGAUUGGCUAGAAUGGAGUUACAUAAUUUUUAUAGAAACGUCAUGCCGGUCGCGGAAUAUUUUGAUCAAAGCGGAAUGUUACUUGAGGUGAACGGAGAGCGUAAUCCUAGUGAAGUCUACGUCAGUUUUCGGGAUGCCGUUCUUAAAAUUCUCGGCAUGACAAGCGGCGAUAAUCGUGAUCAAGAUAUACCUCAAUCUCUAGAAGCCGAGGUCGAAGUGGAAAGGAGAAAAGAAUCGAUUACAAGUCCACCGCUACCGAAGCAACAAGUUCUAUCAGCUAUGACGACGCCGCCGCCGCCAUUGAAAACCGCUGAUAAACCGAGAAAAGGAUUGCCUGCGUUUAUCUGGGUUAUAGGUGGACCGGGAAGUAAUAAGGCAACUCUUUGCAACCAAGCCGUUCAGAAUAUGCCAGGCUGGGUGCACAUAAGUAUCGGAGAAUUGUUAAGAGCGAUGGCACCGUCGAAUAUGAUUGUGAACGACGCCAUCGUCUCAGGUGAAAUGGUACCGCAUGACAUUGUGAUGCAGCUUUUGGAGCAACAGAUCCUCCUUAAUCGAGACACAGACGGUAUAGUCAUGGACGGGUAUCCGAGGGACUUGAAUCAAGUGCAAGAAUUCGAAAGCAAGUUUGGACAAGAACCUCCUCUAGUACUACUCGAUUGCUCCAAGCUACAACUUGGGAGAGGAAGACUGGACGACAGUGUUUCGGCGUUUAGGAAAAGAUUGGAACUCUUUCGCGAGGUGUCCCUUCCUAUGCUGAAAACAUUGGACAGCGACAAUCGUUUGACAAUUGUGGAUGGAGAUACGGAUGUGCCUAGCGUGCAGCAAGAUUUUGCUGCUGCGUUGUAUCAGCUGAUGCGUUGGACGCGUCGUAAAGAAGAGGAAACUAAUCUUCGAGAUGCGGAUUUUUCAACAAUCGGAAGACACCCAAACGGAAUACACGCCGUGACCGAUCAAAGUGAACGUGCCACUAACAAUGUUAUCAAGCAGAUGGUCAACGGCGUGUCUAAUCAUAUUGGAAACGGAGUCGAUACGACGAAAAAGAUCAAUGGAAUGACUGCUCAAGGGGUAGGUGUCAUCAGUAAUGGCAUAUUGAACAAUAUGAAGCAUAUUCAACAAAACGGUCAUAUUUAUCAAAACGGCACUGUAAACGGAACGGUGCACAUGUUGCAGAAUGGCGCAGUGCAUCUAGCCAACGGCAUUGGCAAUAAUAAAGUUGCGCCAGCGGUGCACAAUUAUUUGCCAAAGGAUCCCAUCAAGAAAAUGUACAACGAAGUCGAAGGUUAUCAACAAAGCCUUCACAUAAAUAGCAAUAUGAGCGAAGCGAGUGAACCAAGUGAUAGCGAAACGUUCAACAAACAAGAUGACAAGGACACGGAUUUUAACGUGGAUGAUUUUAAAGAAAUGGAUAGUGAUGAUUCCUUUAUAGAAUUGCCAGAGAAUAAUAUACAAAUGAAUCAACAAGAUGGUCAGUAUGCAGGUCCGAUAAUUUCUGGACAUGAUUUUGAUAAGAAGCUGAUAUGUGUUAAAUAUCCAGGAAACGUAGUUAAUGUCGACAAAGCAAUUGAAACUUUAGGUGGCAUGAGCUCUAUUUCUAUGACUGUAGAUGCUCCUAAUAGAAGACUAGAAUUGCGAUUUAGACCUAAUGAUGGAUAUUGUAAACCUACCUGUGGAGACAGACAUAGUACAAUUGGUUUUUUACUCAGAGUUAGAGUAAAGAAAAAUAGGACAACACAAGCAGAGGUUACAAAAUCAAAAGAUACUACAAAUCUGAAAGCUACUGAAUCUUGCAUUGUUGGUGAUAAAGAUAAUCCUAAAACAUCCUAUUUGUCAGAGGAUGAGCAAAUUAAUAGUGCGUCCAAUGUCACAGAAGACAGCUGCGAAGAUGAUAUUAGUGCUACAGAUACCGCAGAGGAAAAAAGUACUGCAGAUAAUAUUAAAAAUUUAGAUGCUACAUGUAAAGAUAAAAGCUCGCCAAAGAAAAAAAGAAACGCAUUACCUACUUUUGAUGAUAAGAAAUAUGAAAAUUUCUUUCAAGAACCAGAUUACGAGUUGCCACGUUUAAAAAUACUAGGACGAGUCGAAACUGAAUUCAAAUUUACCAAUUUAUGUGAUUUUCAAUAUGUACCAAUGACGCAGAGCAAAUCAAAUCCCAAAAAAUUAGAAUGCAUAUAUAACUCAAUUUAUCCAACAGGCAUUCCAUCUCCAGAUUGGUUAAAACAGGAAGUGCCCUAUUUUCUGCCACCAGCCGCGUUCAGCAGAAUGGAUACUGUACAGCAAUACAUCCCAAAAACCGAGAUAAAUUCUAAUUCGGGAAAUAUAAUUGGUAAAAACAAGAAAGGUCAAGCAGGCUUUCCCAAUUAUAUAUACUUUUCUACAGUGGGGGUGCCCACCGCAGCACCAAAAGGCAUCGAAACAGCUAUGAAAGUGAAAUUCCUGCAGAACGCACACUUGGAACGAGUGCGACAACUUUUCGAGGAGCGUCCAAUCUGGUCCAAAAAUGCAAUUAUGUACAAGACUCAAUUUACGUCCGAACAGUUGAAAAUAUUAUUACCGUCAGUGGCAUAUUACUUUAUGACUGGACCGUGGAGAAUCAUGUGGGUGAAACUUGGUUACGAUCCAAGGAAGGAUAUUAAUGCGAGAAAGUAUCAGACGUUGGAUUAUAGAUUAAAGGCUAUGCAUGGAUUAGGUUUGACCGUCAGAUGCAAGAGAAAUUAUUCAAAUUAUACAUUACCAUACAAAUCUGCGCCAGUUUCCAAACAAAAACCCGCUGUACUCACUGCCUUGAAUCAAGAACAAAACCCGAAGAAAGAACGACAUUUGCAUGAAAAUGUAUAUAUAUACCGAGAAGGUAUGGUACCUCCUUCGCGGCAAAUGUUUUAUCAGUAUUGCGACGUUCUAAUAGGAGAAAUACAAGAAAUGUUGGCGAAGCUCCCCGAUCCUUUACCUGGUAUAAAAUGUCACGAGAAAAGAGGAUGGCUGCCAACUGGUUUCGACGUACAAUGUAGAGAAAUUUUAAACAAACAAGUGCGCGCGGUUUUGAGAAAGAACAUGAACAUUCCUGAGGAUCAUCCAACAUCGCUUCCACGGAAACGGAGACAUGGCAUUAAAUUAAAGACUAAUAAAACGAUUAAUAAAAGAAAGAAAAAAGGCAAAGCAAAUUCUAUGGAGACUCAAUCAGAUGUUACUCCUAAUUUGGAGUUUGAGAAUGUGAUUAAUGAAGAUUUGUAGUCUGAAUUUAAGUAAUUAAGUAGUUAUAAGUAUGCAAGAAAAAUCUGAUUAAAUAUUUCUGCUUGAAUUUUACCUCUUAAAAAAUGCAUCGAGAUGUAUAAUAUUUUAAAUUAAUUUAACAUUCGUUUACAAAGCAGAUAUAGUUUUACAGAUAAUUAUACUUUCAUAAAAGUAUAUUCAUCUGUAUAUAUACACAUAGACAUAUAU
Nylanderia fulva is the source of this 6538-nucleotide messenger RNA. NCBI's taxonomy places the organism in Eukaryota, Metazoa, Arthropoda, Insecta, Hymenoptera, Formicidae. The record is from RefSeq and is a predicted model, not a curated record.